GUGAAAUUUUUUUGUCCCUACUUCACACCAACCCUUUCUGCUUCCUUUUCCCAAGAGAUCCCAGUGCUGCCAUUGACACCUUAACCUCGAAGUCAAGGCCAACGCUGCCUUCUCCUUUGACCCUAACCUCCGUAACCUCUCUUGUAUCUUCUUCUCCCUUUCAACCCUAAUCGAUAAAUUCCACAACCACUACGGCUAGAUCCCACGAUCCCUCCUCCAUUGUUGUUCGUGAUCUCGUUGGCAACGCAUCAUUGGCGGCUUGGGGCUCUGUACCCUAAGGAGCACAAGCAGCAACUGCUAUCACGAGAGUAAUAAAUGAAGCACAUCGUAAAGAUUUUGGCAUUGGUAGUAGCCAUUACAGUGUUAUGGAUUGGCCUUUUACAAACUUCUGUGAUUCCAUAUAACCAUACUUGGCUGCUACCUAUAUAUUUUGUUGUGUCUUUAGGAUGUUACGGUCUAUUAAUGGUUGGAGUUGGUCUGAUGAAUUUCCCAAUCUGUCCUCAAGAAGCUCUGUUGUUGCAGAAGGACAUUGUUGAGGCCAAGGAAUAUUUGAAACAGAAAGGAGUUGUUCUUACUCUAAAUUGAUUUGGUUUCAAAUUUAACGAGAUGUUCUGAAUUAGCUGCUGAGAAUUACCCGAUUGGUUGUUCUGAAAGAUUUUUUGCAUUUAACCUUCAUACACUAAAUACUGACGUGGAAACUAUUUUGGCCUGUGUACACAAACUCUUCAUUACAAUCAAUAGAUUGUUCUGUUUGUGUUCUUUUAUUUUUAA
Molecule: messenger RNA, 771 nt
Organism: Vigna radiata var. radiata (mung bean)
Lineage: Eukaryota; Viridiplantae; Streptophyta; Magnoliopsida; Fabales; Fabaceae
Product: dolichol-phosphate mannose synthase subunit 3
Exons: 4
Coding region: 316-585 (89 amino acids)
Biological process (GO): GPI anchor biosynthetic process
Cellular component (GO): dolichol-phosphate-mannose synthase complex; endoplasmic reticulum membrane
Source: RefSeq, a predicted model, not a curated record